Messenger RNA from Chaetomium fimeti, 2170 nucleotides. RefSeq names its product TAFII55 protein conserved region-domain-containing protein. Bases 415 to 1995 code for a protein of 526 amino acids. The record is from RefSeq and is a predicted model, not a curated record. Gene Ontology annotation, biological process: RNA polymerase II preinitiation complex assembly; transcription initiation at RNA polymerase II promoter. NCBI's taxonomy places the organism in Eukaryota, Fungi, Ascomycota, Sordariomycetes, Sordariales, Chaetomiaceae. Gene Ontology annotation, molecular function: RNA polymerase II general transcription initiation factor activity. Gene Ontology annotation, cellular component: transcription factor TFIID complex. The transcript has a single exon.
ACCUUCAUCCUUGUCCCGCACCCCACACCCUGGGGUUCCACAGUCCACUUCAAUCAUUGCCAAGAACCCAGGCCACUCAACAGAGCCAGGGUUUAUCAAUCAAGUCGGCGCAUCGCGUCGCAUCUUCAGGUUCCGGAGAUCAGCCAUUCACCAACUGGCCAACCGCCGGCCAUCACAAACCUCGAAUCACGACCUCAACAGAACUACACGACGGCAACCGCGAGUCUUUUUCUUAUCUUUGACCGUUCGUAGCCGCCAGCCACAUCCUUUUCCCGGGGAGCAAUCGACGUGCCAGCUUCUGUCGCCGAAGCCUCCCAAUCUCGUACUUGAGCCUUCCCGCGACGUUUAUCACGACGACCCCGUUUCCAGGUUUACACGGCAAUCCUUUCGUCUUUCUCAGCACAGUCAGUCAGGAUGGAGACGACACAGAAGCCGCCGGGGCCAAAGAAGCUGCCCAGCCUGAAAAUUACCAACCGCGCAACUCCCGCUGGCGGUGGUGCCAUGAUCACUCCCAAUACCUCGUUCCAGCAGUCCACGUCACCCACUCCCCCAACACCGUCCCAAGGGCCGUCAAAGAUUCGCCUUGUUACGAAAUCACAACCGUCAACGCCGGCCGAAUCCCGCCCCCCGAGCCUCUCGUCACGCCCUACAGCAAACGGCUUGGACACAAUAUCCGCUGUACCGAAGAUCACACAAACGAAAACGGGCAGAAUCAGCAAGCCAUCCGCAAAGAAGCGAACGAGAGAAGUGAGUGACGAUGACGAGGACCGCCCUCUUCGUAACGGUACCACUCCACACCAGUCAAAGAAGACAAAAAUCACUCUCAAGCCGACCACACCUGGCCUCGUGAGGCAACCGACGCUGAAGGUCAAACCUGUCGGCCGGAUCCCACAAAAGCCUCUCGGCGAGGGCUACGAUUCGGAGGCGGAGGAUCGCGAGGUCGACCCGGUCAUCGAAGAGCAAUUCCUGUUCCGCAUGCUGCCCGGAGAGCCCAGCGAGUACCUGCGAACAGCGAUCCAAAACAAACAGAUUGGUCUUCCCAAGUCACAAGGAGGUGCGGAUUUCCAGGUUAAAUGGCUGGAUGACGAAGGCCGUCGCGCCGUGGUCACCGUCAAGGGUCAGCUGUACGCCGCCAUUCUUCUGGAUCUGCCCAGCAUCACUGAGGGCAUGAAGACCUGGGACAAGAAGGCAAUGGUCAAGUCGUCGGACAUCUGCCAGAUGCUGAUGGCUUUCGCUCAAGUCCAAAGUGAGGAGGAGGCCAAGACGGCACCCCUACCCAAAGCCGUCGAGCAUGGUCACAGGUGGCCCCACGGCAUCACGCCACCGAUGCACGAUGCGAGAAACCGUCGGUUCCGCAAGCGGCUUAGCAAGCUGGAAAUCAAGAAUAAGGAGGCUGAGGUCGAUAGGCUGCUCGCGUCUGAUCGUGAGGCUCUGACAGUCCGGACCGAGUGGAUCGACAAUAACAAAGACGGCACUGGGAACGAGGAGGAAGAGGAGGAGUACGAAGAGGACGCCGAGGGCGAGGCAGACGACUACUUCGGCGAUGGCACCAUGGGCCAACUGCCCGAAGAGGAGGAAGAAUUCGAGGUCGAUGACGCCGCUCUCGAAGCCGAGUUCCUAGAGGCCGUCGAGACACCACUCGUCGAGACCCCCGGGCUAGGAGUCGAUGCCGCUACGCCCGGUACCAUCGCCGCCCCCACGCCUGCCCCGCAGGCUGAGGAAGAGGCGGGCGACGCCGAGGAGGAGGAAUCGGACGAGGAAGAUGAGGAAGACGGGGACGAGGACGAGGACGAGGAUGACGGCGAUGAGGACGAGGCGGCGGCGGCGACGCGGAACGUGAUUGCCAACCUCAAGAAACAACUUAAAAUGUACGAAGUCCAGCUGGCGGCCUCGGUGCAACCCAUCAUGAGGAAGCGACUCGAGGGGAACAUCAGGAACGUCAAGGCGGAGAUUCUGCUCAAAAAGUCGUCUAUUGGCGAGACGGAGGAAGAUUAGGGUUUUCGAGAAACCUGGGCCUGCGCUUUGCAGGAGGGGUUAUCACUAGGUUGCUUUUAAACCCAGCGAUGCAAUGUAGCCAUGGCCAUGCGAGCAGUAGGUUAACCGCCCAUGGAUUGGCACCUUAUGAACUUAAAAAAAUACAAUAAUGACGACCGAAGUCGAUGCAAUGGUG